Molecule: messenger RNA, 2733 nt
Organism: Phialemonium atrogriseum
Lineage: Eukaryota; Fungi; Ascomycota; Sordariomycetes; Cephalothecales; Cephalothecaceae
Product: P-loop containing nucleoside triphosphate hydrolase protein
Exons: 1
Coding region: 283-2472 (729 amino acids)
Biological process (GO): maturation of SSU-rRNA
Cellular component (GO): 90S preribosome
Molecular function (GO): ATP binding; nucleic acid binding; RNA helicase activity
Source: RefSeq, a predicted model, not a curated record
ACCGGUACCGAAGCAGCUGCCUCUAUUCUUGUUCUUGGAGUAUCUACCUAGUAUGUUAAGUCUUCUUCAGUCAUCGACUGUCGGUGCUGGCAGACUUCUAUUCCAAGCUCGGACGACGAGUGGGCUCCACAGCUCGGUGAAGUGGGGCCGCUUCCCGGAAUCUCAAAAUUCUCCAAUCGCUCUCAGUAAAUUUUCUGCGCUCCGCCGCAAAACGAAGACCCAAACACCGGAGCGGACGAGUCCGUUUUCGAAACCGCAGUCUUGAUCGAGAAGGUAUCAGCCAUGGACAUCCUCAAGAUCCUCACCCGCGGCAUCAAGCAGGCCCCGGUCAAGGCGGGCGAAAAGCCUGCAUCGACGAACCUCCCCUCCGCUGGCAACCGCACGAAUCCGCAAUUCUUCCACGACGACGUCGGCCCGAGGAGAGGGACGAAGAGGAAGAGGAACAAGGACGCGCCGGAAGCUGCCGAUGCAGUGGACGACAGCGAAUUGGACUAUUUCGCUCCAAAGAAGGAGCCCCAGGCCGGCGGUGGGGAGAACCUCGCGGCUGGGCAGAAGGAGCAGACGACACCCGAGCCCUCGAAGCGGAAGAUCAAACUACUGGACGAAGACGACUGUCGGCAGCUGCUGCGGUCUCACCGGUUGAAACUCACCGUGCUCUCGGGCCGCGCGGAGAAGCCGGCGAAGGUCGGCAAGAAGAGGAAGAAGGACAAGCCCGUCAAGGCCGAGGGCAAGGAUGACAAGAAACAACUACAACUGUAUCCGCAGCCGUUGAGUUCGUUUUCGGAACUGCAACAGGUGUAUGGCAUCUCUCCGCAGGUGGUUGAGAAUCUCACGAAGCAGGGCUUCAGGGUUCCGACCGAGGUUCAAAUGGGGAGCUUGCCUCUACUACUGCGUUCCGAGACAGCGCUGGGGAAGUCUACCGAGGCGGACGGGAUUGAUGCCAGCGCGGGGGUUGAUUUCAUGGCCGUGGCUCCCACUGGGAGCGGGAAGACUGUGACUUUCCUGAUUCCUGCCAUCACGGGCGCCAUCCGGAGAAAGGGGCUGCAGGGCUCUGACGUCGAGGACCGUCAGCUCAGUGCUAUUGUCGUUGCGCCAACCAGAGAGCUGGCGAGCCAGAUCGUCAACGAGGGGAGGAAACUCGCCGCCGGUACUGGUGUCCGGAUCUAUCCCAUGAGAAAGGGUCUGCAUAUCACUGCAGAGCAACUGAAAGACGAGCAGGAGGGUGAGGCGAGCGACAAGGGUGAAUCCGAUGGUGAAGCGUCUCAGGCGGGCUCGGAGGACGAAUCCGACCACCACCAGGAGGGCAAGGAUGGUGCUCGUACGGCGCCGAAGCGGAUGGUGAUUCCAGACAUACUCGUGACGACCCCGAAAUCCCUUCUCAACCUCCUCUCUGGCGGGAAAUCAGGGGCGAACAAGGCUCUUCCAAGCGUCACAUCCCUCAUACUCGACGAGGCCGACGUCCUUCUAGACCCGCUUUUCCAGAAACAGACGCUGGCGAUCUGGAAAGCCUGCACGAACCCGGACCUCCAACUGACCUUCUGGUCCGCGACCAUGGCCUCGAACAUCGAGACUCUGAUAACAAAGCAGGUCAACAAGAGGGCAGCGCAGCUGAGUCUCCCCGCGCGGCCACUGGUGCGCCUUGUCGUCGGGCUGAAGGACACCGCGGUCCCCAACGUGACCCACAAGCUCAUCUACACCGCCACCGAGCCAGGCAAGCUCCUCGCGCUCCGGCAGCUCCUCCACCCGGUCUCGGGCGCGGACUCGGGCCCGCCGCUCCGGCCGCCCUUCCUCGUCUUCACGCAGACCAUCGAGCGCGCCCAGGCCCUCCACGACGAGCUCCGCUACGACAUCCCGCCCGAGGCCGGCGGCGCCGCCCGCAUCGCCGUCCUGCACUCGGGCCUGUCCGAGCGCGCCCGCGCCGCCGUCAUGGCCCGCUUCCGCGCCGGCGACGCGUGGGUGCUCAUCACCACCGAUGUGCUAGCGCGGGGCGUCGACCUCGCCGGCGUCAACGGCGUCGUCAGCUACGACGUGCCCGCCUCGGCUGCGGCGUACGUGCACCGCGCGGGGCGGACGGGCCGCGCCGGCCGCGAGGGGGGCGUCGCCGUCACGUUCUACACCGCCGAUGACGUGCCCUUUGUCAGGAGCGUGGCCAACGUCAUCGCCGCGAGCGAGAGGCAGGCCGGCGGCGCGGCCGGGUCGGGCGGGGGCGUGCAGAAGUGGCUGCUCGAUGCGCUGCCCAAGGUCGCCAAGGGGGACAAGAGGCGCCUCAAGGUCAGGGGCGUGGAGGUCCGGAGGACGGGGGGCGGCAAGGCCGAGAUCUCGACCAAGAGCGCGUGGGAGAAGCGGAGGGAGAAUAACAAGCGGGGGGCGAUCGAGGGUAGCAAGCGGAGGAAGAAGCUGGAGCUCCAGCAGAAGAGUGGUGGCCAGGAGCAGGCAGGGAGCGACAGUGAAUGGGGUGGGCUUGAUGAUUGAGGUUGAGGCUAUUCAUUCGUGGAGGAUGUUGUCUUUACCUAGAUACCAAAAGAUAAUACCCACAACUGAAGCUGAUUGAUGUAGCUACACUCGUGCAGGGCAUACAUACUGUUGAACCCUGUGUUUUUGCCUCUUACUCGCACUCUUUUUUUCGAUUUUCCUUGUUGCAACUUGUCUGUGCAGUGCCAAUGAUGAACUAGGUAUCCCAUCCCAUUCAUUCUCGAGGAUUCAUUCCCCUAGGAAGAUCAGACGAUGAAAACU